UGGCUGAGCUACGGGCUUCCGACUCCGUGGGUCGGUUCGAGCAUCAGCGCUGCCUGCAGAGAGCCUGUGCAGUGUCUUCACAAAGGGAUGAAUUUAGAUGGGGACUGCAGCAUGUCAGUCAAUUGUGGCAAUGGCAAACUUAGACAAUGGCUCAUCGAGCAGAUUGAUAGCGGGGAAUACCCCGGCCUGGUGUGGGAGAAUGACGAGAAAACCAUUUUCAGGAUACCAUGGAAACACGCGGGAAAGCAGGACUACAAUCGCGACGAAGAUGCCGCUCUCUUUAAGGCAUGGGCGCUGUUCAAGGGGAAAUACCGGGAGGGCGUGGAUAAGCCGGACCCUCCCACAUGGAAGACCCGGCUCCGCUGUGCCCUCAACAAGAGCAAUGACUUUGACGAACUUGUGGAAAGAAGUCAGUUGGACAUAUCGGACCCGUACAAAGUCUACAGGAUCAUACCAGAAGGAGCAAAGAGAGGCUCCAAGUCCAGCGGCACUGAGGAUAGCUCGGCACAUGUGACGUCUCUCGGUUACUCCAUGCAUUCCCCUUACCCUCCUCUGCAGUCUCCGAUGCCCAGCUAUGUGCUGUCCCAGGAGAGCAGGGAUUGGAGGGAGUACGACCCAGAUCAGCCGCACCACCAGCCACCGCCCGCGGACCUGACGUACGGCCCGUGCCCCUACCCAGGUGCCCGCCCUCUGCAGUGGCAUGCACCCCCCUGCAACAACGGGUACCAGAUAUCUGGAUCCUUCUACACCUACACUCCUACAGAGUCCCACCCGGUGCCAAUGGAACCCAAUAUGAGAUCUGCAGAGGCCAUGGCCAUCUCUGACUGCCGCCUGCACAUCUCCCUCUACUAUCGAGAGUCCCUCGUGAAGGAAGUGACCACCACCUGCCCCGAGGGCUGCCGUAUCUCCUCCAGCCCCUCGCCGGGUUCCCCGUCCUCCCCGUCCUCUCCGUGCCCGGAUGAGAGGCUGUACAGCGGGCCCGAGUCCGUCCUCCUGCCCUUCCCUUACCCACAAUCUCAGCGGCGCGGCGCCGACAAGCUGCCCAACGUACUGGAGCGCGGGGUGCUGCUGUGGCUCAUGCCUGACGGCCUGUACGCCAAGCGUCUGUGCCAGGGCAGGGUGUACUGGGAGGGUCCGCUGGCACCCUACUCUGACAAGCCCAACAAGCUGGAGAAGGAGCAGACGUGUAAGCUCCUGGACACACAGCAGUUCCUGGCAGAGUUGCAAGGUUAUGUCCAUCAUGGCCGACCCCUGCCUAGAUACCAGGUGGUGCUCUGCUUUGGGGAUGAGUACCCAGACCCCCAGCGACAGAGCAAGAUGAUCACAGCACAGGUGGAGCCCAUGUUCGCCAGACAGCUCCUCUACUUCGCGGGCCAAACCAACAGCCACUACCUGCGUGGCUAUGAACUUCCUGCCCAGGGGAUGCUCCCCGUGGAGGAGUACCAGAGGAGCCUGCAACACAUGCAGGAGUGAGCGCCUACCCACACCCCACAGACAGACUCUGUGAUCACGCUCCUUGGCCAUCUGCCUACUCCAUCACUCCUGCCACCACCAUCAUCACCAGCAGAGUCUUCGUCAUCAUCAUCAUGUUCUCCAAACUCCCUCAGUCUCCAGACAGCCAAGGCCCUGCUGCCUCAGGGGCCCGGAGAACACUGGACUGGGAUGAGCCCAGGUGCGGAUCGCGCACUUCCCACCGAGUACCGGCCGAAAGGUUCUGAGCAAGAGGUGCUUCUCAACGUAAACUAGUGCAAAACAGGUGCCAAGGAUACCACACAGGUAGAAUAUCACAUUUUCCCAUUUGAACAUUUUUUUCAAAUGUCAACAUUUUAGGAACCUUGUUUACAAAGUCCUAAAUAUUGAUGAAGGACCACCAGACUGUGAGUCUUCGAGUGUGCAUACAGUCGGGAAAAGAUAUUUUCGAAUGUGUAGACUAUGUCCUAACAAACUUGUGUCUUAUUAAAUGUCUAUGAAAACAAAAACCUGUUCUUGCAUAUAUAAAAUUAUAUUUUUGUAUCAGAAUUUGGCAAUGGUUUUAUACUUUAGGGGUUUCAUAUUAGUUUUACAGUUUGUGUUUAACAUUCUAUAGUUUUCAGUUAUUAGUUGAAUUUUGCUUUUAUUUUCCAAAGACCAACUUUAUCUGCUACUGUCUGCCACAGAAAUCAAGCUCAACAUUUUUCACAAUGUAUAUUCUUUAAUGGGAUCAAUAGUAUAUUUAUAUUUUUAUAUUGUAUGUUAGUCUGUGUGUCGGUCUUUGUGUUCUGAAGGUGUCUAAUCUUGAAUGUAAUCAAAGUUAUUUUUCUUUGAAUGGAGUUGCUCAAUAAGUUGUAUAAUACUUAAUACUAAGAAGGUGUGAGUUCAGAGAGUUACUGUUGGCUACAGACGAGUCUGUAUCUUGCAAUCAAAGACAGCUAUCUUCUCUGCCUGCUGUCUGUGUGUGCAUGCGUGUGUGCGUGUAUGUGGUAUACUGAGUGCUGAUGGGAAAUUGUCACAUGCAGGUAACUGCCCACAAUAUUGUGGUAAUGGUGUAGAAAGGUUACAAUGAAGAGAGGGGGAGAGGAAAGGACCCCCCUUCUCUGUGUCUCCGUGCAGCAGGACAGAGUGUUAGAUUUUUGUAAAGGCGUCUUGUUUUUCUUCUCUAUCUUGUCAUUAUCAUAUUUACUGGAACAAUCUCACAAUAACGGAAAAUAAAUGUUUCUCCCGCA
This is a messenger RNA of Electrophorus electricus (electric eel), 2702 nucleotides long. It is a transcript of the gene irf4a, whose product is annotated as interferon regulatory factor 4a. Lineage: Eukaryota; Metazoa; Chordata; Actinopteri; Gymnotiformes; Gymnotidae. The record is from RefSeq and is a predicted model, not a curated record. Gene Ontology annotation, cellular component: nucleus. Gene Ontology annotation, molecular function: protein binding; DNA-binding transcription factor activity, RNA polymerase II-specific; RNA polymerase II cis-regulatory region sequence-specific DNA binding. Gene Ontology annotation, biological process: regulation of transcription by RNA polymerase II; immune system process.